Messenger RNA from Arctia plantaginis, 900 nucleotides. NCBI's taxonomy places the organism in Eukaryota, Metazoa, Arthropoda, Insecta, Lepidoptera, Erebidae. The record is from the annotation of a GenBank genome assembly.
AUGGUGUUCAACAAUAUUAAAUUGUCGAGUGGCUACUCUAUGCCGAUUAUUGGCCUUGGUACCUAUGCGAGGAAAGCAGAUCCUGGACAGUUUAGACAGGGUGUUGAGUGGGGUAUAGAUGCUGGCUAUAGGCACAUAGACACUGCAUCGAUUUACGGUAACGAGCAAGAAGUUGGGGAAGGCAUUAAGAACAAGAUAAAAGAAGGAACUGUUACUAGGGAACAACUGUUUCUUUGGAAUGACUGUCAUGCUGAAAGUGAUGUGGUGCCAUCACUUAAGGAAUCUUUGGCCAAGCUCCAACUGGACUAUGUGGACUUAUACCUCGUACAUUGGCCCUUUUCAAUAAAUGCUAACGGUGAAGAUACUGGCAUAGAUUACCUAGAAACAUGGAGAGGAAUGGAGGAGGCUGUCAGGCUCGGUUUAACAAAGUCCAUUGGUGUAUCGAACUUUAACGAGGCUCAAAUUGAGAGAUUAAUAAACGCAGCUAAAAUUAAACCUGUUGUCAAUCAAAUUGAAAUAAACCCCACCUUAACUCAGUACAAAUUGGUUGACUUCUGCAAGAAGUUAUCAGUGGUACCAGUCGCUUAUACACCGUUAGGUUUAAUAUCUGAUGCAAGACCGGAAUUUAUCGGAAAAGAUACCAUUAAAACAGAUUCCAAACUCGCCGAUAUAGCCCAGAAGUAUGGCAAGACUCGUGCCCAAGUUGCACUGAGAUAUCUGGUUCAACGUGACAUCGCAAUAAUUCCUAAAUCGUUUACUAAAUCGCGCAUCGAAGAGAACUUGGAUAUAUUCAACUUUGAGCUGACGCAAGACGAGAUGGCAAUAAUGGAUAGUUACAACCUCAACCACAGAUGUGUGCCCGCCCAAAAGUUUAGUGGUUUAAGUAAUUUUCCCUUUUAA